GCAACUGAAAACAUAUCUGUAGAAAUGGCAUUCAAGUUUAUGCUUUUGGCGACCCUUCUGGCUGCGGCCAAUGCUGGAGUCAUUGCUCCACACAGCCACGCAUCGUCGCAUCAAUCAAUCCAGCUUCACCAUGCUGCCCCUGUUCAUCAUGUAGCUGCUGUCCAUGCCGCUCCAGUUCACCAUGUGGCCGCCAUUCAUGCUGCUCCAGUCCAUCACACACUCGUGAAGGAAGUCGAGCACCACGCUCCAGCCAACUACGAGUUCUCCUAUUCCGUACAUGAUGAACACACCGGAGAUAUCAAGAGCCAGCACGAGACCCGCCACGGAGAUGAGGUCCAUGGACAAUACAGUCUGAUCGAUUCCGAUGGCCACCACCGCAUUGUGGACUACCAUGCCGAUCAUCACUCCGGAUUCAAUGCUGUUGUCCGUCGUGAGCCAACCAACGUCAAGAUCGCUCAACCAGUGCACAAGGUUAUUGCUCAGCCAGUGCAUAUUGCUACCCACGCUGUGGCUCCAGUUCACCAUGCCACCAUCUCGCACCAUCAUGCUGCUCCAGUUCACCAUGCUACCGUUUCCCACCAUCAUGCUGCUCCAGUUGUUGCUCACGUUUCGCAUCAUCAGCCCAUCGUCCACUCUCACAGCACCCAACAUGUUGCUCCAGUGGCCCAUGCUACCAUUUCGCAUAUCGCACCAGUUGCUCACUACAGCCAUCAUGAUGGACAUCAUUCCAGUGGUCACUACAGUCAUUACUAGAAUGCUACCGAAAGAUUACCUGAAAUUUUAGCUCGUUGAACCUGAUAAAGUAAUGUAGAUGAAAUGUUUUUAGAAUAAAUGUACAAU
Aedes aegypti (yellow fever mosquito) is the source of this 840-nucleotide messenger RNA. RefSeq names its product cuticle protein 8. The coding region runs from base 25 to 753 and encodes 242 amino acids. The record is from RefSeq and is a predicted model, not a curated record. Gene Ontology annotation, cellular component: extracellular matrix. Lineage: Eukaryota; Metazoa; Arthropoda; Insecta; Diptera; Culicidae. The transcript has 2 exons.